Messenger RNA from Echinococcus granulosus, 4845 nucleotides. Its product is annotated as Receptor tyrosine-protein kinase erbB-4. Gene Ontology annotation, molecular function: transmembrane receptor protein tyrosine kinase activity; ATP binding. Gene Ontology annotation, cellular component: basal plasma membrane; signaling receptor complex. The record is from RefSeq and is a predicted model, not a curated record. Bases 1 to 4845 code for a protein of 1614 amino acids. Lineage: Eukaryota; Metazoa; Platyhelminthes; Cestoda; Cyclophyllidea; Taeniidae. The transcript is spliced from 23 exons. Gene Ontology annotation, biological process: cell surface receptor protein tyrosine kinase signaling pathway; multicellular organism development; positive regulation of cell population proliferation.
AUGGCUCUACAGGUUUUAAUGUCCUGCACCGGAUCUUUUGUUUUAGUAGAUGGCUUAGGCCCAGAUUUGGAUUUUUUGAAACACAUAGAAGAAAUAAGUGGAUUUUUAAUCAUAAUGAACUCCAGUGUUGAAGAAAUUCCUCUUUCGGGACUUAAAAUCAUUCGUGGCUUGGGCAGUGGUUAUAGUCUUCGUGAGGAUCUUCCAAAAGCAUCGCUUCUUAUUCGGAACACCUAUGAUUCUGGAAGGAUAUUAAGAAAAGUUGAUCUUGGAAAUCUUCGAGUAAUUCAAAAUGGUGAUGUCUAUGUGCUCGACAACCCGCAAGGAUGCAAUUUAACACCAGGAAUAUCGUGGAGUGACCUUUUUGCAAAUCCAGCCGUGCAGCACUUUCACAACUCCAUAAGCUCGGACCCGAAUGCAGAUGAUGCUUCCCAUGUGGAGUCCUGCCCACCUUUACCAGGACGACUGCAUCUGAAGCACUCGCACGCACACACCACCACUCCCAUGUUGCGCGCAUCCCUUCAUUCCCGAAAGUAUGUGCAUGCUUCGUGUGUGGCGGCAGACGGAGCUGCUGAGGGUCAAGCAUUUACGGCUGCAAUCCGUCCACCCGAUACGAAAAACCUCAAAGGUGUACGAGACAACAAAUCCAAACAGGCCCGAGGACGAUGCAAGAAACGCAACUGUGAGUGGUGCUACGAGACGAAAGGUGCGAGCAGUGAGGAGCACUGCUGCGACACCUCAUGUCUUGGGGGCUGCACAGGCCCCACAAACGCCGACUGCUUCGUUUGCAGAGGCCUCCGUGACGGGAACAGAUGCGUGGAUAAGUGUCCUCCACCGGCGACCGUGCAAAACUACCGACUGACACUAAACGUGAAUUUCAGCUACGAAUUCAACGGAUUUUGUGUCAAAGAAUGCCCGAAGUCGCUAUUAACUGAGGGGACCAAAUGUGUAAGCGAAUGCACUCCCGGUCACUACUACGUCUCGGGUCACUUCUGCAUCCCUUGUCACACAAACUGCCCAAAGGUUUGCUCCAUUGAGAAGUUUUCCAGUCUCGAUGCCACAACGCUGGCCAGCCUCGAAAACUGCACUACCCUCUCUGGCGAUCUAAUCAUUUCAGAGGAGUCCUACAAUUCUGAAUUGCCCGGAAGGAAACCUAUCACAACCACCGAGGAGUUGUGGGCGCUGCACUCACUGCAAGAGGUGACAGGUUUUGUUCAUCUGGACCUACGCAACCAUCCCGCGCCUUUAAAGAGCCUAAUCUUUUUAGAAAAUUUGCGUAAGAUCGGAGGAUCAAACUCGCGCUUCAGCAUGGCGGUAGCGCACGGGGAAAUCGAAUUCCCCGGUUUGCAUCGCCUUCGUGAGGCACCACAUGGAGCCAUCGCGUUCAUGGAAUCACCUGCACUUUGCUACGUACAGACCAUUGAGGCGAGAGGCGCCGUGUGUCACCCUGCCUGUGACUCCACCUUCGGUUGCUGGGGUCCGCGUCGUGAAGAUUGUCUGCUCUGCCGCAGUCAUUCGGUCCAGGGCUUCAUUUGCGUGGAGAGUUGCAUCGAGCUGCCCGGGUUCUUCGAGGCGUCACGCGAAAAUGUUAGCAUUAUACCAACAUUGCCACCUCAGAGCAACCCCAUGACCGCGCGGCUGCAAAUGGCCAGAAUGGCCGCAGGGCACAUCAUCGAGGAACAUAUAUACAGCCGAUACGGUGACUAUUCUGAGGAUGCAAAGGCUCCCAUCACUUGCGCUCGGUGCCACUCUGAGUGCGCAGAAACCUGUACCGGACCAGGCGCCGAUCAGUGCAUCGGUAGCUGCAAAAAUGCAAGGAGUGGCAAUGAAUGUGUUGUGGAGUGUCCUCACACCACCUUCUUAGAUACAGAAAGGCGGGAGUGCAUUCCUUGCCCCUCUCUGUGCCAUCAACGUAAGCUCAGCAGUAAACCUGUUUGUACUGGAAACGGCAUCUACCCCGGCCCCGGAGGAUGCAAUAAGUGUGAGAUGUUCCUCGAGUUCAUCUCCUUUGAUGGGCUUUUAAAAGACAACUCUGAUAGACUCUCCAAGAGUUCCAUGCGAACACAGCAUGGUGCAUUGUUGUGCAUGCGAGGUGCAUGUCCAAAGGGUACAUUCAGGACCAUGGAGACGGUAGAAUCGCAUUCGAGAUUCGCUCAAUUCGUUGAGGAAGGUGUGUACACGGUGCCCGUCUGUAGCACCUGUCACGUCCUCUGCCGUACCUGUACCGGCUACAGUGUGCUUCGUGCCACCAACACCACACCCGGUUGUCUGGAGUGCCAUGGCUUCUGGUUCAAAGACACAUGCGUCAAGGAAUGCCCUGAAGGCAAUAAAUUACCACCAGCAUUAUUUGCAACAUUAUCAGCCCCCAAUGAAAUAGUUUCAUCAACAUCGCUCGACAGCAGUGGUCUCUUUCUCCCUUUGAGGCUCUCCAGUCCUGUGCGAGGCGCGGACGCUUUCCCUAGGCCGCAUCUAUGGACACGCCAUCUGAACGGCCACUGCCUCCUCUGCCACCCGGAGUGUCUGGCUGGUUGUUGGGGUCCCUCGGCUUCUCACUGCCAUCGCUGCUCUCACGUCCGGGUGUGGCGAUCUGGUGGGCACCAGCUUCCUGGUGCUACUUGGCAUCCGCCGAAUGAUGUCGCAACCGUGUAUCUACUUAAUAAGGAAGCUUUUGAUCCACUUCAAUCUGAGCUGCGUGAGACCGAUUCCUCCCACAAGGUGACUUCAAUGUACUUCACGUGUGAGGCAGCGUGCCCCGAAGAGAUGCCCUACGUCUCGUACGACCCCCUCACGGGUGACAAGACUUGCCACAGCUCCGCCAACAUUGACUCAGCCUAUGCGGAUCGACGCCGCGGCGAGUUUGCCACCAUCUCCAGCCGUCUGACUGCAGGUCUUGUCGGCCCACUUGCAGCCUCUUUUCUCAUCUUUCUCAUCUGCAUUACACUUGCCUGCUACUACAAAGGGCGCCACAAACGAUCCAGUAAUUCGUUCACCGGAAAACCAAACGCUUUCAGCUUCUCACUCAUCAUUGAUAAGGUGCUGCGUCUCUACGAGGGGUCCAAAGCUGGUCACUCGUCUCGGAUCGUGACUUAUACGGUGGGGUCGGGCUCGGGAAUGGACCGAAGUGAGAUUAUUAGCAGCAAUGGCAGCAGUAGCGAGGCACAUGGACCAAGCCUUGAUACCGCGAGUAAUCGUGCCACAUGGUUCUCCGAGGGCUCCUUCUGUCAGUAUUGCCGCGACGGCAGCUGCAGUAACAGUUGCGACGGCGUCAAGUCACCGCCCUCGACUCGAGUUUAUCGCAGCAGUCACUGGUCCAAUCCAAUAUACCGCCGAUCGACACGUCAGCAGCCAAACAUGGGACGUUUAGUGCUUAUAAAUCUUGAUGAUGUCCUACUUCCACCCAACAAAGUGGCUCUGGGAAGUGGUGCUUUUGGAGCCGUCUACAAGGGCGUUUGGAGGAUUCCGCAUGAUAUAGAAGACAUCCACCUUCCCGCCUUCGAAGGGCGAGACCACCGCCGACAUGUCAAUGUCGCCGUCAAGAUUCUCAGCGAAGUAAAUGGACCCAGUGAUCUCCAUGCACUACUUGAAGAAGCAAAGGUCCUUAAGGUGAAUGGUGCGCUGAUUAGAGGAAUUAUAGAUGUGUUAAUCACAGAACUAUCGGAUGUAUUUCUUUCCGCUGCCUUAAAGGUGAUGUGCUCAGUGCGUCAUAGACACUGUCUCCAACUGCUUGGUGUGUGUCUGGCCGGAUCGCAGAGGUACCUUGUUUCGGAGUACAUAGCCAACGGCAGUUUGGAUGGCUAUAUUCGACGUUCGAGAAACGAUUUGCCACACUGGCUUUUGCUCCUAUGGGCGGAACAAAUUGCCGAGGGUAUGGCCUAUCUACAAUCUGUCGGGAUCAUCCAUCGUGAUCUGGCGACGAGGAAUGUAUUGGUGAAGGAACGUGAAUGGGUUCAAAUUACAGAUUUUGGUCUGGCAAAGAUGCUCAGUGGUGAAGAAGAGGAGAUCGGAGAGGUGAUAGUCCAAUCCGGUCGAGUGCCGAUCCGCUGGUUGGCUAUCGAAACUCUAACAAGUGGACGUUACUCCUUCAAAACGGACAUCUGGGCCUAUGGUGUGACUCUAUGGGAGAUAUUCACAUUUGGACAACGACCCUAUCCGACCAUAGAGACGAAGGACGUCAAACGCUACGUACUAACUGGCGGUCGACUUUUGCAGCCAGAUAUCUGCACUCUCGAGGCCUACCAACGACUGCUCCUGGCCUGUUGGCGGGAAAAUCCCGACGAGAGAGUGUCAUUUGAUGACAUACUUCAGCUUCUUCGAAGCAAAAUGGAUACGCCUGAAUACUUCUUACACAGCCGACAAACAAAUAGUGUGAUAAGCACGCAGACUCACACUACUCGUCUCUCUGGCGCUUACUCUGAGGCUGCGAGAAGAGAGCGAGACUCCGCCUCCAGUCCGCCCGAUGCACUUUCUACCGUCGCUUCCUCUUCCUUCUCUUCUUUCCCCUUUUCCAUGGCAACUGCAGCCUCCAGUGCCUGCCAGCGACAGCAGCGUAGCACUCUAUUCAGCCAGCUUCCACCGCGUUUCCCGCAAAAUCCUAUCGAAACACAGGAUAGCCUCCCAGACACAGUGGAGUACACCACCGCCACAAACAGCAGAAACAGCAGUAGUGAGGACAACAGCAGUGCUGAAGUUACUUUGGCGGUGGCAGAGCGCCAGGAAUCUCCAAUCCCAGCAGGCAGUGGGGGGUAUGUCUGGCCGGUGCCCUUCACGGAGCACGCCGAAGGUGUGACAGGUGGAGGCGAGUACGUAGGACCCCUUUUCCAGCGUUCUACUGAUGCCACUGACUUGUGA